ACACACAACUAAUUGUGAGCUUUCAUGUGCAAACACAGUUUUGUACUUUGGAGUGGUGGUCCAGUGUUUGUCUGUGGAGACAUCACAGCAGUUUGGAAUGGAGCGAGUUUCUUUGUUUUUGCUGUCUUCGUUGCUGUUGGGUUUUCAGCUGAGCUCUGGAGCCCUGGCUCCAGCCUCAGGCCCAGUGUUUCUCUCAGGUCAGGCAGCCGAUAGCGUUCUGCGAAGGCACAAACGAUACAACACAGGGGUGCUUGAGGAGCUGCUGGAAGGCAACCUGGAAAGAGAGUGCAUUGAGGAACGUUGUGACUUGGAAGAAGCCAGGGAGACCUUUGAGAAUGAUGAAAAGACAAUGGAGUUCUGGGCAGGAUAUGUUGAUGGCAAUCAGUGUCAACCAAAUCCAUGUCGGAACCAGGGGUCAUGUAAAGACCAUCUUGGCUCCUACACCUGCACAUGUCAGCUUGGCUUCGCAGGCAGGGACUGUGAGAUUGUUGUCUCAAAAAGAUGUGAUGUAAACAACGGAGACUGUAUGCACUUCUGUCAGUCAAUGGGAACCUUUGGAGCACAAUGUUCCUGUGCGACAGGAUACAAGCUGAUGGAGGAUGGGCUCAACUGUGAACCAAAAGCUGAAUUCCCCUGUGGCAGAACUGCUCUGACAGCAGGAAACACAGCACACAGAAGGUCUUUUUCACCCGGCCAUGGGAAUGCAAGCCUUCACAACACCACUUCACAGACCAACGUUACCACCACUAUGUCCCCUCCCUUAACUCCAGCACCUACCACAGCUUUUCCAGCCACAACUAUAUCCGCACAAAAACACCCUCGAAAGAAACUGCCCCUGUGGGUGUACGGUUACAAUGAGCAGCCAAGUGGUCCUCAUAAACGCAUUGUAGGUGGCAAUGUGGUCGCUCCAGGAGAGAUCCCAUGGCAGGUAGCCUUGAUGACACGUCCCGGUGGCAGGUUAUUCUGUGGUGGCUCCAUUCUCAGCAGAUGGUGGGUUAUCACCGCUGCUCACUGCCUGAUGGAGGUACACGGCUCCUUCUUCGUCAGAGUGGGGGAGCAUAACAUCUACAUGAAUGACAGAACAGAGCGGGAUCAUGACGUGUUUGAGCAGCACAUACACCCACGCUACAACGCCAGUGAAAGCCUGUACAACCAUGACAUUGCCCUGCUGUAUCUCAAAACCCCCAUCACCUUCUCCACAAGGGUGCGACCCAUCUGCUUAGGGCCCAUGUCUUUCACUGAGGCCCUAGUGAAGAACUCCUCCCCGGCCACAGUCAGUGGCUGGGGCCGAACACGCUUCCUUGGAGCCACGUCUUCCACAUUGCAGAAGGUCGAGGUUCCCUACACAGAUCGGACACAGUGUAAGCACAGCAGCAGUGCCAGGAUCACUCCUUUCAUGUUUUGUGCAGGAUACCUUAAUGAGGCAAAAGAUGCGUGUCAGGGGGACAGUGGAGGCCCUCAUGCAAACAGAAUUCAUGACACAUGGUUCCUGACAGGCAUUGUGAGCUGGGGGGAAGAAUGUGCAAAGGAUGGGAAAUAUGGUGUGUACACCCGGGUGUCCCUUUACUACCGCUGGAUAACCUAUGUUAUGGGAAUAACCAAACACAGGCUAGCAAUUGAUGUGGAAGAUCCUGACCCCUAAAUUUAAAGAUAAUAGAUUUAAAAACACAACAUGGUUUACAAAUGUGUUGCAUGUCAAAUAAAAGUCUUUUUUUUCUUUAUGCUUUCAGAUUCACAGGAUGUUCAAAAAGUUUCAAGUUGCUUUGAAUUGUAUGUUGUUAGAAGGGUCGUAGGUUUCUGUACCCGACGCUGACCUUUAAAAGACACUUGACUCUGACUUGGCUGAGUAAUGCAGCUUCUGGAUGCCAUUGUACUGAAAGUGUGUGUGUUUUUAAAAAAUGCAGUUAGAUAUACAGCAGAUGUAUGUGUGAAAAAAAAUAGACAAUGUGUGGGACAUUGACUAAAUGACUAAUAAAUUCCACCAUACCAAUUAA
This is a messenger RNA of Toxotes jaculatrix (banded archerfish), 1994 nucleotides long. RefSeq names its product coagulation factor IXa (gene f9a). Gene Ontology annotation, cellular component: extracellular region. The transcript is spliced from 8 exons. Bases 98 to 1642 code for a protein of 514 amino acids. NCBI's taxonomy places the organism in Eukaryota, Metazoa, Chordata, Actinopteri, Toxotidae. Gene Ontology annotation, biological process: proteolysis; blood coagulation. The record is from RefSeq and is a predicted model, not a curated record. Gene Ontology annotation, molecular function: serine-type endopeptidase activity; calcium ion binding.